Molecule: messenger RNA, 1256 nt
Organism: Rhododendron vialii
Lineage: Eukaryota; Viridiplantae; Streptophyta; Magnoliopsida; Ericales; Ericaceae
Product: ribonuclease 3-like protein 3
Exons: 3
Coding region: 78-935 (285 amino acids)
Biological process (GO): siRNA processing
Cellular component (GO): cytoplasm; nucleus
Molecular function (GO): ribonuclease III activity; RNA binding
Source: RefSeq, a predicted model, not a curated record
GAGUGUAUCUCUCUCUCUCUCUCUCUCUCUCUCUCUCUCUCUCUCUCUCUCUCUCCUGGUACGUACAUAAGACGGCAAUGGAACCCAACGAAGAGCAUAAUCAAGAUCAACUAAUCCUUUCCAUCCAAACCCAACUCCGUGAUCUCCACAACAAACAACCACCGGAAGAGACACAAAAACCGACGGCCGAGCUGCUUCCGAGCCUUGACGAGGUCGAAGAAAUCAUCGGCUACAACUUCAGAGACCGAAGCCUACUAGCCCAAGCCUUCACCCACGGCUCGUGCCGGUGCUCGACGUCGUCUUACGAGCGGCUCGAGUACGUGGGCGACUCGGUGCUGAACCUCUUGAUUUCGAGAGAGGACUAUUUCGCUUACCCUGACUUGCAGCCGGGGAAACUGACUCGGCUCCGCGCCGCCAAUGUUGACACGGAGAAGCUCGCACGUGUGGCCGUCAAGCACAAUUUGCACAAGUAUUUGCGGCAUGAGAAACCCCUACUAGAUGGUCAAAUUAGAGAAUUUAUGGAUGCAAUUGCAGACUAUCCUCUGCACUCCAGUGGGUUGGUAAAUGCACCAAAAGUGCUAGCAGACAUAGUUGAAUCCACCAUUGGAGCCAUUUUCAUCGACAGCAGCUCCUCAAUUGACACUACCUGGAAGGUAGUCAAAAGCUUGUUGGAGCCGAUAAUCACACCGACGACAAUUCAAAUGCAUCCGGUAACAAAGGUCACCGAACUAUGCCAGAAGCACGGACUCAAAUUACAAUUCGUAGAUUUAUGGAAGGAAACCGGGGAAAUUGAAGUGUUUGUAGAUGAUGAGUUUGUUGAAAGAGCUACCUACACUUCCAAGAGGCUUAUCGCACAAAACAGAGCCGCAAACAACGCGUACAAUGAAAUUAUAAGAAAGUUGAGCGCAGAAGAAAAAAACUGCGACAAUGGCUGAUACUAACGAAAGUUAUGUAGUCUAGUUAUAUGGAUUAUGGAAUUUUUUGUAUAUGAUGAUGCCUGCACUUCAAUUGAUGUUAUUGGAAUAUUCAACAGAUUCUUAGUCUUAUUUGACAUCUCUCGAUUUUGUUCUCGUUGAUCUGUAGUACAUUGAUUCGAAUGUAUCAGCCUUGUAAUCCUCGUAAUCUUGUCGUGCCCGGGGUCCUUUUAAUCUUUGUAAUCCUCUUCUCAAUAAGAUCCUUUCUUUGUUGAUAAUAACAAGAACAAAAUGUAACAACCCUAUUAUAUUUUGAUAAUGAAAUUAAUCAUGAUGUUCUGG